Molecule: messenger RNA, 1219 nt
Organism: Salvelinus sp. IW2-2015
Lineage: Eukaryota; Metazoa; Chordata; Actinopteri; Salmoniformes; Salmonidae
Product: leucine-rich repeat-containing G-protein coupled receptor 5
Biological process (GO): positive regulation of canonical Wnt signaling pathway; activation of adenylate cyclase activity; adenylate cyclase-activating G protein-coupled receptor signaling pathway
Cellular component (GO): plasma membrane
Molecular function (GO): G protein-coupled peptide receptor activity; protein-hormone receptor activity
Source: RefSeq, a predicted model, not a curated record
GUCCGUUCCGUCCUUGCCACCACCUGUUUGGCAGCUGGUUGAUCCGUGUUGGUGUGUGGGUCAUUGCUACUCUCUCCCUGGUCUGCAACACACUGGUGAUGGUCUCCAUCUUUCUCUCCCCGUCCUUCCUGUCCCCUGUGAAGCUGCUGAUUGGCCUGCUGGCUCUGGUAAACAGUCUGAUGGGGCUGUGGUCWGCCACGCUGGCCACCGUCGAUGCCUUGACCUUCGGCAGCUUCGGSCGRUACGGGGCUCGCUGGGAGAGCAGCACGGGCUGCAAGCUGACCGGCUUCGUCUCCAUCUURGCUUCUGAGACCAGUYUCUUCUUACUGACUGUGGCCGCUCUGGAGAGGGGGCUGUCGGUACGGAGAGGCAAGGCCYCCGAYGGGAAGACUUCCACGGGCACGCUGAGGCUGGUGGCCGCCUUGUGUUUCCUUCUGGGCCUGGCUGUCACCGUGCUCCCCCUGCUGGGGGACUAUGGUGUCUCCUCCAUCUGUCUCCCCAUGCCCUACGAAGAGCCCUCCUCUCUGGGCUUCAUGGUGGCUCUAGUCCUGGUCAACUCCCUYUGUUAUCUGAUCAUGACSGUCACAUACGCCCGCCUCUACUGCAGCCUGGAGAAAGGAGAGCCGGACAACCUGUGGGACUGUUCCAUGAUCCGUCACGUGGCCUGGCUGCUGUUCACCAACUGUCUGCUCUACUUCCCCGUAGCCUUCCUCUCCUUCUCCUCCCUGCUGAAACUGCCCUCAGUAGGGCCUGAGGUGGUGAAGUCAGUGCUCCUAGUGGUGGUUCCUCUCCCAGCCUGCCUCAACCCUCUACUCUACGUCCUCUUCAACCCUCACUUCAGAGAGGACCUGGGCCUGCUCCACAGAAGGACUCGCGGCGCCCUGCACCUCAGCAGACCCCGCCGACUCAGCCUCGUCUCGCUCAACUCGGAGGACGCCGAGAAACAGUCAUGUGACUCCACGCAGGCCCUGGUCACCUUCGGCGUGUCAGAGGAAGAGGAGGAGUCUAGGGGGGCGGGGCAGCAACCCAGCGCCGAGGCACACCACCCUCCGGUUGCCUUCAUCCCCUGUCGCUAGGCAGACUAGCGUUGUGGCUUCACUGUUUUUACCCCCAGGGCUGCAGGGCUCUGGAUUCUACCCCCAGUACCCCAUGCCCUAUAUCAACCCCCUACACACAGACAGAGACUGUGUUAGAGCAGUACAUGUAGCCAGAGAGGAAG